Molecule: messenger RNA, 1219 nt
Organism: Salvelinus fontinalis (brook trout)
Lineage: Eukaryota; Metazoa; Chordata; Actinopteri; Salmoniformes; Salmonidae
Product: vesicle transport protein GOT1A-like
Exons: 5
Coding region: 125-526 (133 amino acids)
Biological process (GO): endoplasmic reticulum to Golgi vesicle-mediated transport; retrograde transport, endosome to Golgi
Cellular component (GO): endoplasmic reticulum; membrane
Source: RefSeq, a predicted model, not a curated record
UGUGAAGAUCGCAAAGAGUGCACCUAUCGCAAAGAGAAGGAGACAUAGAGAGAGAGAGAGAGAGAGAGAGAGACGCAAGAAGGGGGAGAGAAGGAGAGAGAAUUCAGGGGAAGACAAGGACAUCAUGGUUUCAAUCACGGAGACUCAGAAGAUCGGUGUUGGUCUCACAGGCUUUGGCCUCUUCUUCCUGCUCUUUGGCGUGCUGCUGUACUUUGACUCUGUCUUGCUGGCGUUUGGGAAUGUUCUGUUUCUGACUGGUCUGACGUUCAUCAUUGGCCUGAGGAGGACGGCCGGCUUCUUCUUCCAGAGACAGAAGCUCAGAGGCUCCACCUUAUUCCUGGGGGGCGUGGCCUUGGUGCUGUUCCGCUGGCCAAUCAUCGGCAUGGCCGUGGAGAGCUACGGUUUCGUGCUCCUGUUCAGGUCAUUCUUCCCUGUGGCGUGUGGAUUCAUUUUAUCGUUGGUGAAUAUACCCUAUCUCAAUGUGUUGUACAACAACUUCAUAGGAAGUAGCCCUUCUAUUGUCUGAGGAAAGGGAGAGAGAGAAGCCGAAAAAGAAGAGAGGAGGAAUGGAAGUGAUGGAUGACAAAAGGAGAAGUGUAUUUGGGCUCAGACUGGCUAUGACCUUUGACAGAGACUGAUGGAGCGGGGAGGUAACUUAGAGCCUUCCCCCAUCAACAACCAUGAACAAACCGAUGGACUCUUCUUCUUGAAAUGUUUACAUAAAACAUGAACCACCACAUGAUGUGUGGCAAUGACUAGCUGCCCUACCACUAAUGUACAUGGUUGGGAGUAACCGAUUACAUGUAAUCAAUGACAUGUAAUCAUUUACAAGAAACUGUAACUGCAAUCAGUUACGUUACAAGCAGAAAUAUUGUAAUCAGAUUACAGAUACUUUUGAAAAACUAGGUGAUUAGUUCUUGGAUUACUUUUACAUUUAGAAAGGAUGUUUGCAGAAAAAAAUAUGUUAUGACACCUUUCUGUUUUCUCAAUUCAGCAUUGACAAAACGGCACGUUUAAGUUUGUUCAGACUGAGAGAGUCUGACCACAAGUCAGAGACCACUAUGAUGCGUUUGAUGGAUCCUUUUUGUCUCUUUAGAGGAAGGCAUUCAAAAAGCAACUGAAAGUUAUCAGAUUAUUACUUAGUUUGGGUAAUCAUUUAGAAAGUAACCUACCCAACCCUGCUUAUGUAUUUAUAAUAAAACCAUAUUUUUGAUCUACA